Pimephales promelas (fathead minnow) is the source of this 2354-nucleotide messenger RNA. RefSeq names its product SMAD family member 3b (gene smad3b). The record is from RefSeq and is a predicted model, not a curated record. Gene Ontology annotation, molecular function: RNA polymerase II cis-regulatory region sequence-specific DNA binding; DNA-binding transcription factor activity, RNA polymerase II-specific; I-SMAD binding. NCBI's taxonomy places the organism in Eukaryota, Metazoa, Chordata, Actinopteri, Cypriniformes, Leuciscidae. Gene Ontology annotation, cellular component: heteromeric SMAD protein complex. Gene Ontology annotation, biological process: SMAD protein signal transduction; positive regulation of transcription by RNA polymerase II; cell differentiation.
CGUCUCGCCGGAUUUCAUGUGUGUGUGCUGUUCACUUUCCACAGACAUGAGGGGCUGAACAUCUCUCAUUAUCCGGCAAAGUGACUCUAAUGGGCAUAAACAAACCUUUCUUUUUGAUCAGGCCAUUUAACAGGUCCAUCGACGCCACGUCUUUAAAAGCAUAGCGACUUGUAGUCCCCUGAAAAGGAAUAUAUUUAGAGCUGUUGUUGAUUUAAGUUACUAAAGAUGUCUAUACUGCCUUUCACGCCACCGAUUGUAAAGAGACUUCUGGGCUGGAAGAAGGGCGAGCAGAAUGGACAGGAGGAGAAAUGGUGCGAGAAGGCAGUGAAGAGUCUGGUGAAGAAGUUGAAGAAGACAGGACAGCUGGAGGAGUUGGAGAAGGCCAUCACCACCCAGAAUAUCAACACCAAAUGCAUCACUAUACCAAGGUCUCUGGAUGGCCGUCUACAGGUAUCUCACAGGAAAGGCCUCCCCCAUGUGAUCUACUGCCGGCUGUGGCGUUGGCCUGACCUGCAGUCCCACCAUGAACUGCGUGCCGUAGACUUGUGCGAGUUUGCUUUCCACAUGAAGAAGGACGAGGUGUGUGUGAACCCUUACCACUACCAACGUGUGGAGACACCAGUUUUGCCUCCGGUCCUGGUUCCUCGGCAUGCUGAUAUCCCCACAGACUUCCCUCCGCUGGAUGAUUACUCCAUCCCUGAGAACACCAUAUUCCCAGCGGGCAUUGAGCCUCCGAGCAACUAUAUACCGGAGACCCCACCUCCGGGCUACCUAAGUGAGGAUGGGGAAACCAGUGACCACCAAAUGAACCACAGCAUGGACACAGGUUCCCCAAAUCUUUCACCCAACCCUGUCUCUCCUGCAAACAGCAACCUAGAUCUGCAGCCGGUAACAUAUUGUGAAUCCGCAUUUUGGUGCUCGAUUUCCUACUACGAGCUGAAUCAGCGUGUGGGCGAGACUUUCCACGCCUCGCAACCGUCUCUGACCGUGGACGGCUUUACGGACCCGUCUAACGCCGAGCGCUUCUGCCUGGGCCUGUUCAACGUCAACCGCAACACAGCCGUGGAGAUGACGCGCAGACACAUCGGCCGAGGCGUGCGCUUGUAUUACAUCGGCGGUGAGGUGUUUGCUGAGUGUCUGAGCGACAGUGCUAUUUUCGUCCAGAGUCCCAACUGUAACCAGCGGUAUGGCUGGCACCCCGCCACAGUGUGUAAGAUUCCUCCAGGUUGUAAUCUGAAGAUCUUCAAUAAUCAGGAAUUUGCAGCUCUAUUGGCCCAAUCAGUGAAUCAGGGAUUCGAGGCCGUGUACCAGCUUACCCGCAUGUGCACCAUUCGCAUGAGUUUUGUCAAAGGCUGGGGGGCAGAAUACAGGAGGCAGACAGUGACCAGCACCCCCUGCUGGAUAGAGCUGCAUCUCAACGGCCCCCUGCAAUGGCUGGACAAGGUGCUCACUCAGAUGGGCUCUCCAAACCUCCGCUGCUCGAGCGUGUCAUAGGACGAACCCUCCGCCCAUUACCAUUUAAUGACAUCCAGGACCCACCCUCUAUUGCUGCUUAAUGCCAAGCAAACAAACAGAGCAAAAUCAAGGACAGGGGAGAAAACACCUGCUGGACUCCUCAGUUUCACUUUUUCAAUUACAGAUCCCAGUGUUUUGCUCUGGGCAAAAUUGACACGAACAGUUGAAGCACUUUGAACUAUGACACUCUGAUAUUUCCUCCGUGUGAUGAGUUUAAAAUGAGGCAUUUUCCUCAUUGUGAAUUUAAAUGUGAUAGUGAAGUUAUGAUUCUGUCUUUUUUGUUUUUAUCAAGAAGUGUAUCACGCAUUUAAUUUGAUCUUAAGGUAUUAGAAUCAUGGGCUCAUAAUAUGAUUGCUCAAAAUCAUAAAUGUCCUCAUGGACAUUUCUGGCGACGUAGUGCAGAACCAGACAAGCCUUCAGAGAAGAGUGUUUUGUUUGCACAACCUUCAGUGAAGGGGUCGUGUGUGAACCGCUACAGUGUGUCUUUGUCUAGUUGUUUGUGUGUAGUUUUGCUCAAGUAAAUUGCACUGCACUGGACAGGUCAAAACAAUGUGAUUGCGAUUGCUGUCUGUCUCUAAUGCACGGUCAACCAGGUUAUACUUCUGACAGGAACUGAGUAUGUAAAAAUUAUAAAAAGUUACUUUGCCUUGAUUAUGAAUAGCACUUGUUUUUACUAACCAAUGACGCCAUGAACAAGAAAAUAGCAUUGGAAAUUUGUCAACGACAAAUGCAAAUAGUGCCAUAUUUCUUGAACUUGGUUACCAUUUGAAUUUUGCUCAGCAAAGACAUUUUUGUAAAAAGUAUUUUUGCAUAAUAAACCGAAUGGCGAUUGCGAAAGU